CGCUGGUGACCUUGUGGGUGACAUUUUGCCCGCGGGAAUAGAGCGACUCUAAGCCGAGGAAGAGGUAGAAUAUAAGCUGCAUUGCGUUGAUCUAUUGUAAUCAUUGCCGGCCGGCCUUUCUCAGAGUUCAUCUUCAAUAUGGGUGUGCUCUUCAUCAAGGAUUUCGCGGGUCGGAUAUCCAUGAUCGAGGGUAUUGUGCCGAAUAUCAACGGCAGCGGGGAGGGUGAAGGAGCCAUCGUAUACAAGGAGCCGUACGGAGUGAUUCUGUCAAUUGUGCCAUGGAAUGCUCCUUUCAUUCUGGGUACGCGCGCUGUUGCGCUCCCUCUUGCGGCUGGAAACACUGUCGUUCUCAAGGGCUCCGAGCUCUCACCCAAGUGUUUCUGGGCUCUGGGCGACAUUUUCCGCCAGGCUGGUCUUCCCGCCGGAUGUCUGAACGUCAUCUUCCACCAGCCCUCUGACGCCCUGGCCGUCACCAACGCGCUGAUCGCCCAUCAGGCUGUGCGCAAGGUCAACUUCACCGGUAGCACAAUGGUUGGUUCAAUUAUUGCUUCUACCGCAGGUAGACACAUUAAGCCUGUGCUGCUCGAGCUGGGCGGCAAGGCGUCGGCGAUCGUUUUGGACGAUGCGAACUUGGAAAAGGCUGCCAUGAACUGUGCCAUUGGAUCCUUCAUGCACUCCGGUCAAAUCUGCAUGUCGACUGAGCGCAUUGUCGUGCAGCGCUCGAUCGCAGACGAGUUCCGGCAGAAGCUUGCCGAGACAACUGAGAAGUUGUUCGGCAAGGACGCGCCCGCGCUAGUGGACGACACCGAAUACGGCCUGACUGCAGCUCUGUACACCAACAACCUGUUCCGCGGGUUGCGGGUGGUCAAACAGAUUGACUCUGGAGCCGUUCACAUCAAUUCUAUGACUGUACACGACGAGGCUGUCCUUCCUCACGGAGGAUGGAAGAGCAGCGGCUUUGGUCGCUUCGGAGGAAUUUCUGGAUACGACGAAUUCCUCCAGACUAAGACUGUCACCUGGCAGGAGUAGAGGUCGCUCGACGGUGGUUGCAGGUGACAUGAGGUCAAAUUUUUCCUCGUGCGGGACAAACUUGCUU
Molecule: messenger RNA, 1096 nt
Organism: Aspergillus glaucus CBS 516.65
Lineage: Eukaryota; Fungi; Ascomycota; Eurotiomycetes; Eurotiales; Aspergillaceae
Exons: 4
Coding region: 139-1029 (296 amino acids)
Molecular function (GO): succinate-semialdehyde dehydrogenase (NAD+) activity
Source: RefSeq, a predicted model, not a curated record